Molecule: messenger RNA, 2509 nt
Organism: Prorocentrum cordatum
Lineage: Eukaryota; Dinophyceae; Prorocentrales; Prorocentraceae
Source: the annotation of a GenBank genome assembly
GGGCCGGGGCCCACGCCGCGGCCGCGAGGGCGCACGCGCGCGCCCCCCCUCGGCGGGCGCUCGUCGGCGCCGCCCUCCCUGCGCGGCUGGGCGGGCAUGGAGGCAGUGCUUCGUGGCGCCCGGCGCCCGCGGCGUCCGCGCGCUGCCGAAGGGGGCCGCAGACUGGUGGCCGCGCGGGCCGCCUGCGCCCUGCUCGCCGCGGCCGCGGUCUGCGCGGGCGUCCGCGCCUUCGCGUCGGGCCUGGGCCCGCGCCCUGGGGCGCCGCACAGGCGGACCGCGCUGGCGGCACAGUCUCCGGCGCUGGAUCCGGAGUGCCCAGUGACUGGCCGCCCUGCGUCGGUGCUGGCGGCAGACGCACAGAAGCUGCUGCAGGAGGUCUCCGAGGUCGUCCUGUCCACGGGCCUCGAGACGAGCCUCGCCCGCACGGCCGUCGCCGCCCGGGCCCUGGCCCUGACGGCGGCGGACGUCGCGCGCGAGCCGCCCUCCUCGCUCGACGAGGCGUUCCUCGCGAGGGUGCUCCGGAAACUGUUCGAGAGGCUGGGGGCCACGUAUGUGAAGCUCGGCCAGUUCAUCGCCUCCUCCCCGACCGUCUUCCCCGCCAACUACGUGCGCGAGUUCCAGCAAUGCCUGGACUCCACCACAACGGUGCCCUUCGAAAAGGUGAAACAGAUCAUCGAGGAAGACCUGGGGAGCUCUGUGUCGAGUGUGUACUCGUAUCUGGACCCUACCCCGCUGGCGUCGGCGUCCAUCGCACAGGUUCACGCCGCCACCCUGAUAACUGGAGAGGACGUGGUCGUGAAAGUUCAGAAGCCAGACAUCCAGGAGGUGCUGAAGACUGACCUAGGCUUCAUCUACAUCGCAGCCCGUGUGCUCGAGUUCAUUAACCCUGAGCUCAACAGCCGUGGAUCGCUCGCGGACAUUGCUGCUGAUCUACGAGUUUCGAUGCUGGGGGAGUUGGACUUCCGACAGGAGCAGAGGAACCUGGACGUGUUCCGCAAGUUUCUCUCCUCGAACGGUCUCGACAAGAUCGCGACGGCGCCCAAGCCGUAUCCUGAGGCGUCCUCCAAGAAAGUACUGACCAUGGAGCGUUUGUAUGGAGUCCCUCUCGUGGACCUGGAAGGCAUCAAGAAGUACACUGCAGAGCCCGAGAGCACCUUGGUCGCCGCCCUCAACGUCUGGGCCCUCUCAGUCCAGUCCUGCGAGUUCUUCCACGCGGACGUGCACGCGGGCAACCUCCUGGUGCUAGAGGGUGGGCGCGUCGGCUUCAUAGACUUCGGUAUCGUCGGGCGGCUGCCCCCCAAGAUGUCCAAGGCGAUCGACGAGCUGAACGACGCCCUGGCGGUGAAUGACGCAAAGGGCAUGGCGAGCGCGCUGAUCUCGAUGGGAGCCACCGUCGACGAGGUCGACGAGGUCCAGUUUGCGGCAGACAUCGAGAAGUUGCUGAAACGGCUCGGCGCUGCGACCUCCAACGCCACCGAUGCGGCGGGCAGUAUCGACGAGUCGCAGAUCCAGGACAUCGUCCUGGACAUCGCGCAGGUGGCCGGCAACAACGGCCUGAAGCUGCCGCGGGAGUUCGGCCUCCUCAUCAAGCAGGCGCUGUACUUCGACAGGUACACGAAGCUCUUGGCCCCGGACCUCGACAUGGCCUCCGACCCGCGCAUCGCCCGCCUCGGCGGCGGGGACAGCUCUGGCGGCGCGGGCGCCGCCGGCCUGGCCGCCGCCAGCGCGGCGGCGAACCCGGAGGCGGAGGCACCCAGCUCCGCCGGCGGCUCCUCGUGAGAGGCGCGCCCGGGGCGCGCGCCCGCGCCCGUGGCGCCGAGCUGAGCAGCCGCGCCCGUGGCGCGCCGCGGAGCUGCGCUUGCGCGGCUGCUGGCAGGGAUCCCUCGCCGGGCCCUUCCCAGCGCGCCGCAUUUUUGGGGGGAGGCGCGCCUCGAGGAAGGGCUGGCGGGCUUCGGCAGGGGUGGUGGAGUCGUCGGAGGUCCGCGGCGCCAGGCAUUUUUCGGAUCGGUGGCCUGAGCCCCGGCAGAUUUUCGAGCACAUGCGCUUCCCCUUUUUCUCGCCCUCUCGCUCUCUCUCCCUGCUUUGGCCUCUGCUUCUUUCUUACAAUGUGUGUCUCUGUCUUUCUCUCUCCCCCUCUCUGUCUCUCAGCAAGACACGUGUAGCCGUGCAUCACGUCGAUGCGCAGAAAAAUGUGUUGGCAGCGCUUGGCUCUCUUAAGUGUCGGCUGAAUUUUCUGUUGGCGGCGACCCAUCCGCGUCCACUUGCGUCAAUAUCUUCGGUGUCGGUUAUUGCCUAGGUCCAGGUAGUGUGCACAAUCUCGCGUUUGCUCGCCAGCGCUGUUCACAAACGCCAUCGGGACUCUGCCUUGUCGUUUGCAUGACCAGGGUUGCAGUCGCCACUUGAACCGCCGAUGCCAGCCAGAUUCCAAUCAGGAUCGACCGUUCCGCCCCUCCCAGACACCAACGCGACUUGUCUCGGAAGUUGGAGUCAUUGUUUGCCACGACGGCCC